Messenger RNA from Tupaia belangeri chinensis (Chinese tree shrew), 1922 nucleotides. RefSeq names its product transcription factor AP-2 epsilon (gene TFAP2E). Bases 1 to 1257 code for a protein of 418 amino acids. Gene Ontology annotation, biological process: regulation of cell population proliferation; anatomical structure development; regulation of transcription by RNA polymerase II. Lineage: Eukaryota; Metazoa; Chordata; Mammalia; Scandentia; Tupaiidae. Gene Ontology annotation, cellular component: nucleus. The record is from RefSeq and is a predicted model, not a curated record. The transcript has 7 exons. Gene Ontology annotation, molecular function: RNA polymerase II transcription regulatory region sequence-specific DNA binding; DNA-binding transcription factor activity, RNA polymerase II-specific.
AUGGAUGAGCCGGGGAUGAGCCUUCUGGACCAGUCCGUGAUCAAGAAAGGAGUCCUGGUGCGCGCGGGAAUUUCCAAAGGCAGCGCUCAAACCAAACUCGCUGUGUGCGCCGGACUGUCCUGGGCGCUGCGCGCGGGCUCCCUCGGGCGGGCAGGCGGGCGGCGCGGACUCGGGAGUGCGCACCAGGCGACCGCAGUCGCAGCCGUUCGGUGGCAGAGUGGGACCCCGAGCACCGGCGCCCUGAGCAGGAGCUGCGCCCUGGGCGCUGCAGACUGGACGUCGGUUACACAGCCGGAGACAGGCGCCCGGGGCGAGCGGGGAGACGUGGGGGGCAGUUCCUGCCGGAGGAAGCGCCUUGUUGCCGAGCUGAGGUUCCAGGAUGAGAACUCGGAACCUUCCCAAGUGAGCCCAGUUGUGCUACCAGGCAUCACUGCCCGGCCCGCCUGGGUGUUCCUGAGGCCCAGCACAGUUCUCGGCACACAGCCCACAGUCCCCCUCCCCUCCAAAGCCAGCAGCCUCUCGGGCCUCUCCCUGGCCAAAGACAGCCUGGUUGGCGGCGUCACCAACCCCAGCGAGGUCUUCUGCUCCGUUCCCGGCCGGCUCUCACUGCUCAGCUCCACGUCCAAGUACAAGGUGACGGUGGGGGAGGUGCAGCGGCGACUCUCACCUCCUGAGUGCCUCAACGCCUCUCUCCUGGGGGGCGUCCUCCGCAGGGCCAAGUCCAAGAAUGGGGGCCGGUGCCUGCGGGAACGGCUGGAGAAGAUUGGGCUCAACUUGCCUGCUGGCCGCCGCAAGGCCGCCAACGUGACGCUGCUGACCUCGCUGGUGGAGGGAGAGGCCGUGCACCUGGCCCGGGACUUCGGCUACGUCUGUGAGACCGAGUUCCCAGCCAAGGCCGCUGCCGAGUACCUGUGCCGCCAGCAUGCCGACCCCGGGGAGCUGCACAGCCGCAAGAGCAUGCUGCUGGCCGCCAAGCAGAUCUGCAAGGAGUUUGCAGACCUGAUGGCUCAGGACCGCUCGCCGCUGGGCAACAGCCGCCCAGCACUCAUCCUGGAGCCGGGGGUGCAGAGCUGCCUGACACACUUCAGCCUCAUCACCCAUGGCUUCGGCGGGCCCGCCAUCUGUGCUGCUCUCACUGCCUUCCAGAACUACCUGCUGGAGUCACUCAAGGGACUGGACAAGAUGUUUCUAAGCAGUGCAAGCAGUGGGCAUGGUGAAGCCAAGUCUUCAGAGAAGGACACCAAGCAUCGGAAAUAACCGCUUCCCCGCCCCAUCCUUAAGGGGCUCCCGAGGCCUGACAUGAGGCCUUAGCUCCCGGGGUGGGCCUGAGAGGACUAAAAGGUGGGAUUAGUCAGACCAAAAGCGAACACUCAUCCAGACACCCAGUUAGGGGUCUGGGCUGCAGGAAAGUGGCCUUGCAGCGGUGUUUCGUUGGUAAGUUAAGGCCCAGGUGUCUGUCUCACACGUGCAAUUUUGACUUUUGACUGCUGGGAAGGGUGGAGACAGGAAACGCGGCAGGCUGAGUGGUGGGGCAGAGCCUGUCCCGUGGGCAGCAGUGGGUGCUUCUCGGGGCCAAGGCUGUUCUGUUGAACUGAUGGCAGGAGAGAAACUUCAGAACUCAGAGGUGCUACUAAGGAGCUGCUACCCUCCUCCUGGUCUCCUUCCCCUGGAAGAGGGUGCUGGCAGGAGGCCCUCGUGGGCGCUUGGGCCUGCCCACUCUUGGAGAGAAUUGGCAGGACGGGCCUCGAGGAACCAAGAUGAAGCACAAAGUGCAGAACCUGAGUCCAGGCUGCACGCCCCAGCCCUGUUGCUGUCUGUCCUAUUUACUUACGUGUUGUCAUUUCACCGGUGCAACUUAUUUAUCCCACUGAGUUGGGGCUUCCUUUCACUGUUUCUGCUCAUGCGCCGAGACGCCCCGCUGG